CCAGUGCCCAACAUGGCGGCGGGCGGCGGCGGCGGGAGCCCCGGCAGCGGCUGUGGGGGGACCCCGCUGUCCCCGGGCCCGUUCCUGCCGCCGCUGCUGYUGCUGCUGGCGCUGCCCGGCGGCGCCGUGCCCGCGGCCGACACCGUGGUGCUGGGGCUGCGGCUGGAGGAGAGCACCAAGCCGGCGGCGGCGGAGGCGGCGGGGGCGGCCCGCGGGCCCAUCCGGCUGACGGAGGGCAGCGAGGCCCUGCUGCGGCUCUACGGGCUGGGGCUGGGCCCGCGGGCCGCCGAGCGCGUGGCCUUCGCCGAGCUGCGGCCGGGCGGCAACGCCUCGAGCGGCAACGCCACGUGCCACGAGCGCUCCCAGGACCUGGUGGUGCGGCCGGGCCCCGCCGAGCCCCGCGACACCUCGGCGCUGCUGCGGCUGCGGGUGCAGCCCCUGCGCAAGGACGAGCGGGCCAAGACCUACGUGCUGUGCUCGCAGCGCCGGCCCGGCCAGCCCUGGCUGCCGCACCAGGGGCCCGACGGGCACAUCGUGGUGCUGGAGGAGAAGAAGUCGCUGCUGCCGCUGUGGCUUCAGGUGAUCCUGAUCGCGGGGCUGCUGGUGCUGUCGGGGAUGUUCAGCGGGCUCAACYUGGGGCUGAUGGCGCUGGACCCCAUGGAGCUGCGCAUCGUGCAGAACUGCGGCACCGACAAGGAGAAGCGCUACGCCCGCCGCAUCGAGCCCAUCCGCAGGAAAGGCAACUACCUGCUCUGCUCGCUGCUGCUGGGCAACGUGCUGGUCAACACCACCCUCACCAUCCUCCUGGACGAUCUCAUCGGCUCGGGCAUCGGCGCCGUGGUGGCCUCCACCAUCGGCAUCGUCAUCUUYGGCGAGAUCGUGCCCCAGGCRCUCUGCUCGCGGCACGGGCUGGCCGUGGGYGCCAACACCAUCRUGGUCACCAAGUUCUUCAUGCUGGUGACGUUCCCGCUGUCCUACCCCAUCAGCAAGCUCCUGGACUGCAUCCUGGGCCAGGAGAUCGGCACCGUCUACAACCGGGAGAAGCUGGUGGAGAUGCUGAAGGUGACGGAGCCCUACAACGACCUGGUGAGGGAAGAGCUGAACAUGAUCCAGGGCGCGCUGGAGCUGCGCACCAAGACGGUGGAGGACGUGAUGACCCCGCUGCAGAACUGCUUCAUGAUCAACAGCGACGCCAUCCUGGACUUCAACACCAUGUCYGAGAUCAUGGAGAGCGGCUACACGCGCAUCCCGGUCUACGAGGACGAGCGCUCCAACAUCAUGGACAUCCUGUAUGUCAAGGACCUGGCCUUUGUGGAUCCCGAYGACUGCACGCCCCUCAAAACCAUCACCAAGUUCUACAACCACCCYGUGCACGUGGUCUUCCACGACACCAAGCUGGACGCCAUGCUGGAGGAGUUCAAAAAAGCCCCACACCCUGACCCCUCUCCCCCCACAGAGGUGACGCUCUUCACCCCCACGUUCAUCUCGGAGAAGAUCCUGCUGCGGCUGCUCAAGUACUCGGACGUCAUCCAGGAGCUCAAGUUCGACGAGGAGAACAAGAAAUCGCCGCGGCACUUCCUGUACUGCAAAAACAAACCGGCCGACUACUUCAUCCUCAUCCUGCAGGGCAAGGUGGAGGUGGAGGCUGGCAAGGAGUGCAUGAAGUUCGAGGCGGGAGCRUUCUCCUACUACGGAGUGAUGGCCCUGAGCCCCCCGCCCGGAUCUGAGAUCCGCUCCCCGUCCCACGUGAGCGGCCUGAACCGCUCGGCCUCGCUGAGCUACCACGAGCGCUCGGAUUCGGCCUCGUCGCCCGUCAGCGGCAGCAACAACCAGCUGAGCUCGGCCGGCGGCGCGCAGUACGUGGCUGAUUUCAGCGUGCGCGCCCUCACCGACCUGCAGUUCGUCAAGGUGAGCCAGCCUGAUGGGAACGGGGAUGGAGAGACCCUGAGAGGGAUCACCGAGGGNCGCAUGGACAGUUGUCCCCAGUCCCCCGACAGCAGCGCCCCCAAAGCCGAUCCCGGCCCGGCGGACAGAGCGGAGCCGGCGGCUCCCGCCGACGAGACCACGAGCCUGCUCAACGAGAGGAACUGCCUGAGCCGCCGGAGCAACCACAGUGCCCUGGAGAACUCCAUCUGAGCGCGGCCGCACGGCCCCCGGGCCCGGGAUCAGCCGGGAUCAGCGCGGGGAGCGCGGAGCCGCCGUUCACCGCCGUUCAUUCACCGCCGUUCAUUCACCGCCGCCGGAGCGGCUCCUCACGGGAUUAACGGAGACGGCGCGGGCGGCACGGCCUCACCGGCACCGCGCCGACGGCUCAGGGAGCUUCGGGUCUCGCUCGCCGCCGUGGGGAACCCCCGGGUGGGCAGCGGGACCCUUCGGGACCCUCAGGAUGGGCAGCGGGACCCCCCAGGAUGGGCAUCRGGACCCCCCGGGCAUCCCAACCYUUCCAGGACCCUCAGGAUGGGCAUCAGGACCCCCCGGGCAUCCCAACCCUUCCGGGACACUCAGGAUGGGCAUCGGGACCCCCCGGGCAUCCCAACCCUUCCCAUCGGGGACCCCCGGGACCUGCUGGGAUGGGCAUCUCAACCCUUCCAGGACCCUCAGGAUGGGCACGGGACCCCCCCAGAAUGGGCAUUGGGACCCCCCGGGCAUCCCAACCUUCCAGGACCCUCAGGAUGGGCAUCGGGACCCCCUGGGAUGAGCAUCCCAACCCUUCCCAUCUGGGAACCCCAGGAUGGGCAUCCCGACCCUCCCAGGACCCUCAGAAUGGGCAUUGGGAGCCCCUGGGAUUGGUCCUGACCCUGCUGGGACACUUGGUAUGGGCAUCAGGACCCCUGGGAUGGGCAUCUCAACCCUUCCUAUCUGGGACCCUCGGGACCUGCUGGGAUGGGCAUCCCAACCCUUCCAGGACCCCUCAGGAUGGGCAUCAGGACCCCCCGGGCAUCCCAACCCUUCUGGGACCCUCAGGAUGGGCAUCGGGACCCCCUGGGAUGAGCAUCCCAAUCCUUCCCAUCUGGGAACCCCGGGACCUGCCAGGAUGGGCAUCUCAACCCUUCCAGGACCCUCAGGAUGGGCAGCGGGACCCCCCAGGAUGGGCAGCGGGACCCUCCGGGCAUCCCAACCCUUCCGGGACCCUCAGGAUGGGCAUCGGGACCCCUGGGAUGAGCAUCCCAACCCUUCCCAUCGGGGACCCCCGGGACCUGCUGGUAUGGGCAUCCCAACCCUUCCGGGACCCUCAGGAUGGGCAUCAGGACCCCCUGGGAUGAGCAUCCCAGCCCUUCCCAUCUGGGAACCCCGGGACCUGCCAGGAUGGGCAUCUCAACCCUUCCAGGACCCUCAGGAUGGGCACGGGACCCCCCCAGAAUGGGCAUUGGGACCCCCCCGGGCAUCCCAACCUUUCCAGGACCCUCAGGAUGGGCAUCAGGACCCCCUGGGAUGAGCAUCCCAAUCCUUCCCAUCUGGGAACCCCAGGAUGGGCAUCCCGACCCUCCCAGGACCCUCAGGAUGGGCAUUGGGAGCCCCUGGGGUUGGUCCUGACCCUACUUGGACCCUUGGGAUGGGCAUCAGGACCCCUGGGAUGGGCGUCCUGACCGUUUGGGGACCCUCAGGAUGGGCAUUGGGACCCCCCGGGAUGGGCAUCGGGACCCUUCCCUUCUGGGACUCUCAGGAUGGGCAUGGGACCCCUGGGAUGGGCAUCCCAGCCCUUCCCAUCUGGGACCCCCAGGACCCACCGGGAUGGGCAUUGGGACCCCCCCGGGCAUCCCAACCCUUCCAGGACUCCCCGGGAUGGACAUCCCGACCCUUCCCUUCUGGGAWCCCCGGGAUGGGUGUCCUGACCCUUCCAGGACCCCCAGGAUGGGCAUCGGGACCCCUGGGGAUGGGCAUCCUGCCCCUUCUGGGACUCCCAGGAUGGACAUCCCGGCCCCUCAGGUCUCCCACCCCGCUUUGGGAUGUCUCAGGAUGAGCA
Messenger RNA from Malurus melanocephalus (red-backed fairy wren), 3964 nucleotides. Its product is annotated as metal transporter CNNM4-like. Lineage: Eukaryota; Metazoa; Chordata; Aves; Passeriformes; Maluridae. The coding region runs from base 13 to 2136 and encodes 707 amino acids. Gene Ontology annotation, cellular component: plasma membrane. Gene Ontology annotation, biological process: magnesium ion homeostasis; magnesium ion transport. The transcript has 5 exons. The record is from RefSeq and is a predicted model, not a curated record. Gene Ontology annotation, molecular function: sodium ion transmembrane transporter activity; magnesium ion transmembrane transporter activity.